AUGAGUGAUCCAGAACCCUGCAGAAUUAAACAGGAAGAGACUGAAGAACUAAUAGAUGUGAAGGUGAAGGAGGAGAGUGAAGAACUGAGUGAAGAUGAGGAGAAACAUCAUGUCAAGAGUAAAGAAGAAACUCAGUCAGAGACUGAAGAUAGUCUUUCAGUGGAAAGAACAGCUGUGAAAGGUUUGACCCGCACUCAGUGUGGAAAAAGUUUCAGCCAACAGACUCUCAAGCUUGACAUGAUGAGCCCCACUGGAGAGAGAUCUUACUCAUGUGAUCAAUGCAGCAAAACAUUUUUGUGGCCUUCAGAUCUAAAGAAACAUCUCAGAGAUCAUACAACAGAAAAGCCUUAUUCAUGUUCCGAGUGUGGAAAGAGUUUCAGACUGGCUAGUUUCCUUAAAUAUCACAAAAUGACUCACACUGGGGAAAAACCGUUCACAUGUACUCAGUGUGGGAAGAGUUUCACACAAUCAUCAAACCUUAAUGAACACAUGAAGAUCCACACUGGAGAGAAAACACACAGAUGUGAUCAAUGCAGCAAGACAUUUUUGAGGACUUCACAGCUGAACAGACAUCUUAGAGUUCAUGCAAACGAGAGGCCGUAUUCAUGUUCUGAGUGUGGGAAGAGUUUUACACAGAAGUCACAUUUAAAUGGCCAUCAGAAGAUCCACACUGGUGUGAGAGAGUUUGCCUGCUCUGACUGUGGGAAGAGUUUUAUGAAAGCUGCAGGCUUGAGACGACACCAGAUUAUUCACACUGGAAAGAAACCGUACAAGUGUUCACACUGCGACAAGAGGUUCAAUAAUCCAGGAAACCUGACAAAACACAUGCUGAUCCACACCAGUGAGAGAACACACACAUGUGAUCAGUGCAGCAAAACAUUUUUGAGGCCUUCAGAGCUGAAGAUCCAUCUUACAGUCCAUACAAAGGAGAAGCCUUAUUCAUGCUCAGAGUGUGGAAAGAGUUUUACACGACAGUCAAGUUUAAAAGACCAUCAGCAGAUCCACACUGGUGUGAGAGGGUUUGUCUGCUUUAAGUGUGGGAGGAGUUUUAUUACAGUUAGAGCCUUGAAAAUGCACCAGAAGAUUCACAAUGGAGAAAAACAGAAUGUGUGUUCACUCUGCAACAAAACAUUCAGACAUUCAGGAUACCUGAAAGCACAUGAGAGGACUCACACUGGAGAGAAACCGUUCACAUGUUCUCAGUGUGGGAAGAGUUUCACAUGGUCAUCAACCCUUAAUGAACACAAGCUGAUCCACACUGGAGUGAAAAAACACAAAUGUGAUCAGUGCAGCAAAAGGUUUUUGAGGACUUCAGAGCUAAAGAGACAUCUUAGACUUCAUACACAGGUGAAGCCUUAUUCCUAAUCUUUUAGAGAGUUUUACACCUCAGUGAUUCAUUCAGUGAUGCUAAUCUGUUGUGAUUGGUCAACUGCAUUCAACUUGAGACUGGUAGGAAACACCCACCACAGCUUAUCAAUAGUGAGAGACGGCACGUGUGAGCAGUGUGUGUGGUUUUAAAUGGCUGCUGACGAGAGCGGCUGCUUCUUCACGUACAAAUACAGACAUUUGAUUUCAUUUAGAGUAAAAACUAAAAUAUUGCUCUGA
Danio rerio (zebrafish) is the source of this 1605-nucleotide messenger RNA. Lineage: Eukaryota; Metazoa; Chordata; Actinopteri; Cypriniformes; Danionidae. The record is from RefSeq and is a predicted model, not a curated record.